This is a messenger RNA of Danaus chrysippus (African queen), 1431 nucleotides long. Lineage: Eukaryota; Metazoa; Arthropoda; Insecta; Lepidoptera; Nymphalidae. The record is from the annotation of a GenBank genome assembly.
AUGAACUUAGAAUUACUUGAAUCGUUUGGCCAAAAUUAUCCAGAGGAGUUUGAUGGCACAUUAGAUUCCAUUUCCCUCGCGGCGACGUGCGCAUUUAACCGUCGCGGUACUCUUCUGGCAGUGGGUUGUAAUGAUGGAAGGAUAUUCAUCUGGGACUUUCUUACAAGAGGCAUCGCUAAAUCUAUAUCAGCACAUGUCUAUCCAGUGUGCAGUUUGAGUUGGUCAAGAAACUGUAAAAAGUUACUCUCAGCAUCCACUGACCACAAUGUAUGUAUUUGGGACGUUCUCUCUGGUGAAUGUGAACAACGGUACAGAUUCCCAACGCCAAUAUUACGUGUUCAGUUUGAUCCUAGAAAUGAUAAGAGAUUCCUCGUUUGUCCGAUGAGACACGCUGCUUUGUUGGUUGAUACUGACGGUGAACAUAAAAUUCUGCCCAUUGAUGAAGAUGGUGACACAAAUGUGAUUGCAUCAUUUGAUAGGCGAGGUGAUUUUGUAUACACGGGGAAUGCUAAGGGUAAAAUAUUAAUACUCGACUCGCAACAGCUAACAGUAAAGGCGAGCUUCAAAAUAACUGUCGGUACUUCAAGCACUACCGGGAUAAAGAGUAUUGAGUUUGCAAGAAGAGGAGACUGUUUCCUUGUAAAUACAUCAGACAGAGUGAUCAGAGUGUAUGACGCCAACACAGUUGUGAAGUGUGGUGUGAACGGGGAACCAGAACCUAUACAAAAGUUACAGGAUCUUGUUAAUAAAACUACAUGGAAAAAGUGUUGUUUUUCUGGAGACGGUGAAUACAUAUGUGCUGGGUCAGCUCGUCAACAUGCAUUAUAUAUAUGGGAGAAGUCUAUAGGAAACCUUGUGAAAAUACUCCACGGCACUAAAGGAGAACUUCUAUUAGAUGUUGUGUGGCAUCCAGUGAGACCCAUCAUAGCUAGCAUUAGUGCUGGUGUGGUGUCAAUAUGGGCUCAGAAUCAAGUAGAGAACUGGUCGGCGUUCGCUCCUGACUUUAAAGAAUUGGAUGAAAAUGUUGAAUAUGAGGAGAGAGAGAGUGAGUUCGAUGUUGAGGAUGAAGACCGCUCUGUGGACCAAGGCGGGGAUAGUAGGGACGAUGAGGAAGUUGAGGUGGAUGUGACCACUUGCUCCGCGGUGGCUGCCUUUUGCAGUUCAGACGAAGACGCGGAAGAUGACACAUUACUGGCCUUCCUACCGAUAGCACCGGAAAUAGAGGACCCGGAGGACGGCUGGGCGGCGACUCAAGAGACGGUGACUCCGAGCGAGACUCCUGAGAAACUGGAACCAGCGGCCAAGAGGCCCAAGAGCAAGACAUACGACAUAACACUCAAGAUAACGCCGCAGGAACAACCUCUCAGCUUCGGUGGAAAGAACAAACAGGCGGCCGGGAGCAAGAAGGUCGCGGGCAGACCCCGGAAAUAA